AUGAAGUUCACUCUCCCCGUCCUCGCUGCCUUGGCUCCCGCCGCCCUGGGCCAGCUGAUCCAGGUUGAGGUCCGCUACAGCGACCACCAAGUUGACGUUGGAAACCUUGACCUCUUCAAGGAGACCUGGGAAAAGAUCUACGCCGCUGACGGAAACGGCCGAAGCGUCGUCUCCGACACCUUCUACGACACCUUUGCUGAUGGCUGCACCCACUACACAAAAGAUGGCAACCGCCGUGUCAAUGUCCGCAUCAACGGCCAGUGGGGACGCAUCCCUGACCUUGGCCUCCACGACGCCCGUGAGGCGCUGGUCAAGUCUCUCUGGGAGGUUCUCAGGGAAGUCAGCAACCCUCAGGGCUGGGACGUCUUCACCAACUGCUACGGAACGACCUGGCAGGAAGGAGUCCCCCGAUGGGAGGGACCUCACGCCUGUGGAGGCAAGGACGCGACUGUCCGAUCCGAGUGUCUUUGCGAUAUCGGAAGCGCUCAGUGCGAGCACCACUCUUGGGGACACAAGGUUCCCUCCAUGAUCAAGGCGAACCUGUACCGCGACGGCGUCCUGCUGGCUGACAGCCUGGAGAUUGAGUUUGCUUCGACCAACAAGGAGGAAGAUGGUGGUUGCGGUGCUGUAGGCACUAUUGUUAGCACCUUGGCUGGUUUCCUGCCCGGUCCUGGCUCUCUCUUUGCCACCGGCGUUGAUGUCUUCUGUGGUCUUUAA
Molecule: messenger RNA, 717 nt
Organism: Fusarium keratoplasticum
Lineage: Eukaryota; Fungi; Ascomycota; Sordariomycetes; Hypocreales; Nectriaceae
Exons: 1
Coding region: 1-717 (238 amino acids)
Source: RefSeq, a predicted model, not a curated record